Messenger RNA from Cucumis melo (muskmelon), 1831 nucleotides. RefSeq lists its product as uncharacterized. NCBI's taxonomy places the organism in Eukaryota, Viridiplantae, Streptophyta, Magnoliopsida, Cucurbitales, Cucurbitaceae. The record is from RefSeq and is a predicted model, not a curated record. The transcript has 7 exons. Gene Ontology annotation, molecular function: antiporter activity; UDP-xylose transmembrane transporter activity. Gene Ontology annotation, cellular component: Golgi apparatus. The coding region runs from base 364 to 1503 and encodes 379 amino acids.
AAUUUCUCCGUCUCUUUCUCAGACAACUGCUUCCAAUUUCCGCCAUUAACGCUCUUCUCUUUCCCCACGUGUCUCUUCUUCUUCUCCUCUCUCUCUUUCUCUUUCUCUUUCACUUUCACUUUCACUUUCACUCACUCAUUCAUUCACUUCACUGGGCUUUUCCCCCUUUUUCCCAAUUCCUCCUUUUAGCUUCUUUGUUUUCAUCUAUUCUUUGUCAUCAUACACAUUCCAACUCCAUUUCAAAAACACCCCAUUACCCAUCUUCUUAAAUCUCACCCAAAUCCCAUCUCCACCCUUCACAUGCCUCUUCAUACCCCUCAUUGAGAUUCAUUAAGCUGCAGCCGCCUAUUGGUUAUUUUCGUGAUGUUCAUCAAAUUCUUAUUCAAAAAGGAUGUCCGCAAGAUUCUCAAGCGUAAAGAUAGCGAUGCCGGCCAAAGGGGAAGAUCACUGGAGGAUUUGCGUGGAUCAUUAUUUAGCAAAUUUCGCUCACCUGAAGGUGCCAAGCGUCAGCAGCAACGUUCCUUUGGUCCUGCUGUUGCUCUUACAUUCAAUUUCUUUGUUGCAGUCAGUAUUAUUUUCAUGAAUAAAUUGGUGCUUAAAACUGUCGGCUUUAAAUUCCCUAUAUUUCUCAGUUUUAUUCAUUAUUUCAUUAGCUGGAUAUUGAUGGCUAUUUUCAACUUUUUCUCUAUCCUUCCCGCAUCUCCUCUAUCCAAGACCACCCGUUCAUCUACUCUACUUACACUUGGUUUAGUUAUGUCCCUAUCUACGGGGCUUGCCAACGUGAGCUUGAAGUAUAAUAGUGUGGGCUUUUAUCAGAUGGCAAAGAUUGCUGUAACUCCAUCAAUUGUACUGGCUGAAUUUUUAUUAUAUGGAAAAAAAGUUUCUUUCUCGAAGGUCCUAGCACUUUUGGUGGUAUCUAUAGGUGUUGCUGUAGCUACGGUGACUGAUCUGCAGUUUGAUCUCUUUGGUGCUUGUAUUGCAUUGGCAUGGAUCAUUCCAAGUGCAGUUAAUAAGAUUCUUUGGUCCAGUCUGCAACAGCAGGAGAAUUGGACUGCGUUGGCGUUGAUGUGGAAGACAACUCCUGUUACAUUGUGCGGUUUUAUUGCUUUGAUACCUUUCUUAGACCCGCCUGGUGUUUUAUCUUUCAAUUGGAGCUACGAUAAUACACUGGCUAUUCUUCUGUCGGCCAUUCUGGGUUUCUUGCUUCAGUGGUCUGGCGCCUUAGCACUCGGGGCUACCUCUGCUGUCAGCCAUGUCGUACUCGGACAGUUCAAAACGUGCGUCAUUCUUCUUGGGAACUACUAUCUGUUCAAUGCUGAUCCUGGCAAAACUAGUAUAUGUGGUGCUUUCACAGCUAUAAUGGGCAUGUCUGUUUAUACCUACCUUAACUUGAGACAGCAACAGAUCAAAACAUCUAAACAAGCUUCCACUUUUCCAAAAUCUAAGCUCAGCAAGGAAAAUGGAAGCACUCAUGACGAGAAGUUAGGGGAGGAGUCUGUUUGAGCUAGGAAAUGGGCAAUUUUAUUGGCAUGAAGUCAAGGAUAUCCUGUGGAUACUUCGGAGGCGUUUCAUUGAUUUGUUUUUAGCUAACUCUUUCAUUUUUAUGCUGUUAGAGAUUAGGGAUAUAUGCAUGUUAAUAUGAGUACACUGCUUAAUUUUUGGCUUCUUAGUAAUUUGUCAGUCAGGAUCUGGAAAGCAAUUCUCUGCUUCAUAAUCUUUUAUUCUCUUGCAAUUUUUUUUCCUGACUUGUAGAGUCGUUAAACUAUUAACUAUACAAUGUAGAAAUGAAAUAUAUAUUGAAGAAGCAAUUGCAAUUUGCUUCUUUCUUCAA